This is a messenger RNA of Neurospora tetrasperma FGSC 2508, 1392 nucleotides long. RefSeq lists its product as uncharacterized. The transcript is spliced from 4 exons. Gene Ontology annotation, biological process: secondary metabolite biosynthetic process. NCBI's taxonomy places the organism in Eukaryota, Fungi, Ascomycota, Sordariomycetes, Sordariales, Sordariaceae. Bases 64 to 1392 code for a protein of 442 amino acids. Gene Ontology annotation, molecular function: FAD binding; monooxygenase activity. The record is from RefSeq and is a predicted model, not a curated record.
CACUACACCUCACCAUUCACCUCCACCUCAUCACUCACCUCAACACCACCUAAUCCAACAACCAUGCCCUCCCCAUACCCCAAACCCCCCACAGGCAUCUCCAUCCUCAUCGUCGGCGCCGGUUUCGCCGGCCUCACCACCGCCAUCGAAUGCCACCGCCACGGGCACUCCGUAACCAUCUACGAAUCCUUCCCCACCCUCAAGUCCCUAGGGGACAUCAUCUCCUUUGGCGCCAACGGCGGCCGCAUCUUUGCGCGUUGGUCCGAUGGUGCCAUCGCUGCCAAACUACGUUCCUUGUCCAUCGAUCUCACGGGAUAUGGAUUCAGGAUCCAUAAGUACGAUACGGGCGAGGUGGUCUAUCACCAGCCGACGCCGGCGCAGAAUCCGGAGGCGCCCGUGUUUAAUGGACAUAGAGGGGAGUUGCACCAGGUGGUUUUUGAGUAUGCGCGGGAUGAGUUGGGGAUUGAGAUUCAUUUGGGGAGGAGGGUGGAGGGGUAUUUUGAGGAGGGGGAGAAGGCGGGUAUUGUGUUGGGAGAUGGGGAGAGGGUAACAGCCGAUAUUGUCAUCGGCGCUGAUGGCGUCCGCUCGAAAGCACGCCAGUUGGUCCUUGGGUUUGAAGAUAAGCCCAAGAGCAGCGGGUAUGCUGUUUGGCGAGCUUGGUUCCCAAACACCGACAUGAUCGCCGACCCCCGAACCUCUGAGUUCUGCUCCAACGGCGACACCUUCAAUGGAUGGAUCGGUCCCGAUGUGCACUUCCUCUUCAGCACCAUCAAGAACGGUUCCGACUGCUGCUGGGUGCUCACCCACCGCGACGAGCACGACAUCGACGAGUCUUGGUCCUUUCCCGGUAAGCUCGAGGACGUGUACAAAGUUCUCGAAGGGUGGGAUCCCAUUUGCAAAGCCAUUGUCGAGAAAACACCCUCGCUGGUGGACUGGAAGUUGGUCUACCGUGAUCCGCUGCCGACGUGGGUGAGCAAACAUGCGAGGAUUCUGCUGGUGGGAGAUUCGGCGCAUCCGUUUUUGCCCACCAGCGCGCAGGGGGCGACGCAGGCGAUGGAAGAUGGGGUUACUAUUGCGGUUUGUUUGAGGAGGGCGGGAAAGGAGGGGGUGCAGGCUGCUGUUAGGACUUAUCAGGAGAUCAGAUAUGACCGCGUGAGAGCUGUGCAAAAGACUGGGGAAACAACAAGGGAUAGAUGGCACAAAACUGAUUGGGAAAAAGUUGCCAAAGACCCGAAGAGCGUUGCUUUUCCUCGUGAGGACUGGAUUCAUCAGCAUGAUGCUGAGAAGCACGCCGAGGAUGUGUUUGAUGAGAUCUUCAAGAGGUUCACUCGCCCGGAGAAGGAUAAGAAUGAGCCGUUGCUUCCCAAAGAGAAGCCGGUGGCAGUUGCGUGA